CGCACCGAAAAUUUCCCCCCACUUUCCCGCCCAUCCGCGGCCCGCGCCGCGGUUCCAUGGCCUCGCCGGCGAAGCGCGCGAGGCCCUCGACUCCGGCGAAGCCCCUCGCCGCGCCGGACGCGGAGGACGCCGCCGCCGCCGCCGAGGAUCCCCGCGCCGUGCUUCGCCGCCGCUGGGAGCUCGCGUCCGUCCUCCACUUUCUGCGGGUGUUUGAGCCAGUGAUCGAGGGUAAGCUGGGGCUAUCCGCGGAGGAGAUCGAGACGGCGCUCAUCUCCAACGAGCACGACCUUGCCCGCAUCCAUAUUGCGCUUUUAAAGGGAAUACCACCAGCUAACAAAAAUCUGAAGGUUGAUGAUGGAUGGAUAACUGUAACUGCCAAGAAAUUAUCAGAGUGGUGGGCAUGGGUUGCUGAAGGUGCAAACCCGUUCAAAAAUAAUCCAGGGAACGAAAUUAACACGUAUAAGCAGCAAGAUCCAACUAAACGGCUGUUGAUACUUAAAGCACUCUGUGAAGUUCGUUCGGAGCAAAAUGAUGCAGUAUGGUAUGUUAACGAUGAAAUGAAAAAAGGAGUCAGUAUUUCCAACUUCCGAAAAGAAAAGUUAGGAAGCAGUAGCAAUGGAAGUGUAUAUUGGUAUGAUGGUGACUCAACUAUUGGCCAUAGAUUGUACAAAGAACAUGUAACAACUGAUUUUAAGCAGAACUGGAAGGGAAAGAAUGGGCGUUUGACAAAGCCAAUUAUCAAUAUCCAGUGGGAAACAGUAGCAACCAACCUCGAUGAGUUUGUUGAGAUAUCAGAGAAGUUAUGCAGUAAAGGUCGACCUGAAUCUGCCAUUGGGGAGCAUAUUAAGGCAGAAAUAAUUCCAGCUGUGGAGAAGAUUCAAAAGAAGAAAGAGAGGGAUUUAAAACGUCAGCAGAAGAAGGAUGAACUUUUAGCUUUUGCUGCUAGCUUCCAAACCCGUUCACUGCGUGAACGUAGGCCUGUCAACUACAAUUACUCUGAUUAUGAUCGUUCUAUAAAGGAGGCAAUAAAAGCUGCAGCGAAAACAAAAGAAUCUGAUCCAAAUGUGGCAGCCAAAAAAGAGAAGAGUGCGUUACAUCAGGGUAACAAAGAUGCCAAUGGAGGAUCUGACACCAGUUCAGAGCAUAACAAAGUUGGAGAACAGGAGGAUGCUGGAAAGUCUGACAUUAAUAUGGAGCAGAAGAAAGAUGGAGAACAGGAGGAUGCGGAGUCCCUUGAUGACCUGAGCUCCGAUGAGGAUGAUGAUAGAGACUACAGUGAUAAGGGUGAUGGCUUGUCAGGCAGUGAUGGAGACAAUCAUGCUUAUGAUCCCAACAAGGGCGACACCAAAGAGGAGGAAGUGGCUGUCCCACGUAAGAGGACUCGUCUUGCCGCCCGUGGGUUCAAUGGCAAGCCUCCGCAAGGGCUUCGCCGGAGUCAGAGAAACGUGAAGAACGAUGGUAACAUCAUGCGCCCAGGAAAGCUUACUCCUAGAUCCAUGACAAAGAAAACAAUGAGGCAAAGGCCAACAUCUAUCUCAAAGCAGUUCUCUCUGUCGGGCUCGGAAGAUGAUCGUGAAAUGGUAGUUGCAGACUCCGAGGAGGAAUCUGAUUAAGUUUAGAUAAAUUUAUGCCCCCGUUUUUGCAUUUUGUUUGUUGGAUGUUGGUGAAAAAUUCGGUAGUUCAGUCCUCUCACCAGCUUCCAAUUGUACCAGGUAGGGGGGAAGCAGGCAACACCGGUGCUUGUACUUUACCGGUUGCUGACUUGCUGUGGUGAAUGUACAUACGCAUCAGCUGCGACGCAUCACCACUUAGCUCAAGUAAUGAAAACUUUUAGUAGUAGUAUUUGUCAUGAUGUCGCGGCUUGCUGUGAAAUAUUUUGUGCCUAUGUUUUGGGCAUUGGAGGGAGUUGAAUUUCUUGUUUCUGCUGUUUCGAU
Messenger RNA from Oryza brachyantha (malo sina), 1934 nucleotides. RefSeq names its product DDT domain-containing protein DDR4-like. Bases 57 to 1613 code for a protein of 518 amino acids. Gene Ontology annotation, biological process: regulation of DNA-templated transcription. NCBI's taxonomy places the organism in Eukaryota, Viridiplantae, Streptophyta, Magnoliopsida, Poales, Poaceae. The transcript has 11 exons. The record is from RefSeq and is a predicted model, not a curated record. Gene Ontology annotation, cellular component: RSF complex.